Molecule: messenger RNA, 342 nt
Organism: Aspergillus piperis CBS 112811
Lineage: Eukaryota; Fungi; Ascomycota; Eurotiomycetes; Eurotiales; Aspergillaceae
Exons: 2
Coding region: 1-342 (113 amino acids)
Source: RefSeq, a predicted model, not a curated record
AUGGAGAAUCACGUUUCGUGGGAGCAAACGCCCUGCGAGCUCAACCUGGGCAGUCUAGGUCCGAUCUGUGGCCUACAACGAAUUGACGACAAGGUUCAUCGUUAUGUCCGCGUCCCCUACGCUCUUCCUCCCAUCGGCGCCUAUCCAGAUGAAACAAGAUUGGAUGCCACCAUCUUCGGUCCUGUUUGUCCGCAGGCCUAUCUCUCCAGCAGUGCCCGGAAGACUCCUGGUUCCAACUGGACUUUAGUCAAUGCGCCUCCGCCAGGACAACGCCGGCCAGUGGUGUACCGAGACUGUUUUGCCAUGGGCGAUCUUCUAAAUGAGCUCGUAAUAUACGAUUAG